UCAGUAAACUUAUGAUCAAUUAGAAUCUUAAGGUAUUGAUGCUAAGUGACAUUAUCUUUGAUUGUUUAAUGCAGCUCCUGGAAAUUUCCCAAGUCCCAGAUGAACAUGUCAGUGAAUUUAAGUCGAUAGAGAAGUUCAAAAUUUUCAAUACAAAUAACUUAUGGGUGAACUUAAAAGCAAUUAAAAGGCUUGUUGAGGCUGAUGCUCUGAAGAUGGAGAUUAUUCCCAAUCCUAAGGAAGUUGAUGGAGUAAAAGUUGAUCUGAAGUUAAAGUUCCAGAAGGGUACUCUUCAAAUAUUAGAAGACUUGUGUCUAUGAAAGACCUCAAGUUAAAGAGUUUAAAGACCCAUGAUUAUAUAAGGGGAUUACGCAGCAAAUCGAGUCAGUUG
Messenger RNA from Lathyrus oleraceus (garden pea), 388 nucleotides. RefSeq names its product UTP--glucose-1-phosphate uridylyltransferase-like. Gene Ontology annotation, molecular function: UTP:glucose-1-phosphate uridylyltransferase activity. Lineage: Eukaryota; Viridiplantae; Streptophyta; Magnoliopsida; Fabales; Fabaceae. Bases 39 to 317 code for a protein of 92 amino acids. The record is from RefSeq and is a predicted model, not a curated record. Gene Ontology annotation, biological process: UDP-alpha-D-glucose metabolic process. The transcript has 4 exons.